Oncorhynchus kisutch (coho salmon) is the source of this 4857-nucleotide messenger RNA. RefSeq names its product mediator of RNA polymerase II transcription subunit 14-like. Gene Ontology annotation, molecular function: transcription coregulator activity. The coding region runs from base 256 to 4125 and encodes 1289 amino acids. The record is from RefSeq and is a predicted model, not a curated record. The transcript has 27 exons. Gene Ontology annotation, cellular component: core mediator complex; mediator complex. NCBI's taxonomy places the organism in Eukaryota, Metazoa, Chordata, Actinopteri, Salmoniformes, Salmonidae. Gene Ontology annotation, biological process: regulation of transcription by RNA polymerase II.
UUACCGUGAUCACUUCCCGUCAGACAGUAAAGAUGGCGGUUGAACAGCAUUGAAUAUGUUCUGUAAUAAGCCAUUAAAACGCGGGUAUUUGCCAAUGUUUCAAUGGGGCGAAGACGCCGAGCCCCUACUUAAUAAUUACAUCGCGCGAAAUGAUAUAGAAUAUGUGUAACAUUUAUUCCAGUUUGAAGUAAUUGCGAGUCGAUAGUUUACAUUUUUUUCGGUCUCCAUCGGUGGAGCUUUCCUUGUUAUUUUAAAAUGGCUCCAGUGCAGAUUGGAUCAGAUGGGCAACUGGUCCCUAUCGGGGGUCCCACCUCGGCCACCCAACCACCUUCUUCCGGACCCCAGGCGACGCAAGGGGUCCGGCUGAGCCUGCUGAUUGAGUUUCUCCUGCAGAGGACCUACCAUGAAAUCACCCUGUUGGGUGAACUUCUACCCAGAAAAACAGACAUGGAAAGAAAAAUCGAGAUCGUUCAGUUUUCUAGUCGGACCAGGCAGCUGUUUGUUCGUCUCCUUGCCCUGGUGAAAUGGGCCAGCAACGCUGGGAAGGUGGAAAAGUGUGCGAUGAUCUCCAGCUUCCUGGACCAGCAGGCCUUCUUGUUUGUGGACACGGCUGACAGGCUGGCAUCACUGGCGAGGGACGCCCUGGUGCACGCACGCCUGCCCAGCUUUGCCAUCCCGUUUGCCAUUGAUGUGCUCACCACCGGCUCAUACCCGCGCCUGCCCACCUGCAUACGAGAUAAAAUCAUUCCUCCAGAUCCCAUCACUAAAGUGGAGAAACAGACAACCCUGAACCAGCUCAAUCAGAUCCUGCGACAUCGUCUUGUCACAACAGACCUACCACCUCAGCUAGCCAACCUCACCGUGGUUAACGGGCGUGUGAAGUUCCGCGUGGAGGGGGAGUUUGAGGCCACUUUGACAGUGAUGGGGGAUGACCCAGAUAUUCCCUGGAGACUCUUGAAGCUGGAGAUACUGGUGGAGGACAAGGAGACUGGAGAUUGCAGAGCUCUUGUCCACAGUAUGCAGGUGAACUUCAUCCAUGAGCUGGUGCAGUCGCGCCUGUUUGCAGACGAGAAACCACUGCAGGACAUGUACAGCUGCCUGCAUUCUUUCUGCCUGUCUCUCCAGCUGGAGGUCCUCCACUCCCAGACCCUCAUGCUGUACCGAGAGCGCUGGGGAGACCUGGUGCAGGUGGAACACUACAUGCCUGCCAAGUGCCUCACACUGGCCGUCUGGAACCAACAGGUCUUGGGCAGGAAGACUGGCACUGCGUCGGUCCACAAAGUCACCAUCAAGAUUGAUGAAUCAGACGGCUCCAAGCCUCUGCAGAUCUCCCAUGAUCCUCCGCUCCCUGCCUGUGACUCCAGACUGAUGGAGAGAGCCAUGAAGAUUGAUCACUUGUCAGUGGAGAAGCUUUUGAUUGACAGCGUGCACGCUCGCUCUCAUCAGAAGCUGCAGGAGCUGAAAGCCAUCCUGAAGAGCAGCAACCCCAGCGACAGCUCGUUCAUAGAGACCGCUCUGCCCACUCUGGUCAUUCCCAUCUUGGAGCCCUGUGGACGCUCCGAGUGCCUGCACAUCUUCGUAGACCUGCACUCGGGGAUGUUCCACCCCAUGCUGUAUGGGAUCGAUCAAUCCAUGCUGGAUGACAUCGAGAAGACCAUCAACGAUGACAUGAAGCGCAUCAUAUCCUGGCUACAGCAGCUCAAGUUUUGGUUAGGAGAGCAGAGGUGUAGACAGUCUGUGAAACACCUCCCCACUAUCUGCACAGACAUACUACACCUCUCCAACUCAGCUUCCCACCCUGCCAGCAGCCUAUCAAAACACAGGCUCUUCAUCCGGCUUACCCGCCUACCACAGUAUUACAUUGUGGUAGAGAUGCUGGAUAUGCCUGGCUGUCCCACGGAGCUACAUUACAAGUACUCCUUCCUGUCUGUGUCUCAGUUGGAAGGUGAAGAGGGACCUCCAUGCGCCCAGCUCCUGCAGCAGUUCAAGCCGAACCUGGAACAGCUCGUCCUGGACAAUUCCGCUGGCCAAGGGGCCCGCCCGGGAGCUAAGAGAAAACUAUCAGGAGACCAGGGAGCUCUGGAGCCCAAGAAGCCCAAGCGCUCGGGGGAGAUGUCUGCCUUCAACAAGGAGCUGGCUCACCUAGUGGCCAUGUGUGACACCAACAUGCCCUUCAUAAGCCUCAGAGUGGAGUUAUCUCAGAUGGAGAUUCCCCACCAGGGUGUGCAGGUGGAAGGAGACGGCUGCAGCCACGCCAUCCGCAUACUCAAGAUCCCUUCCAGUAAGGGCGUAGGGGAGGAGACGAGUCUGGCUUUGGAGCGCUCUCUACUGGAUUGCACCUUCCGUCUGCAGGGCCGGAACAACCGCACAUGGGUGGCAGAACUAAUUCUGACCAACUGCCCACUCAACAGCACACACAGCAAAGAGCAAGCGUCUACACGCCAUGUGUAUCUGACCUAUGAGAACCCUCUGUCUGAGCCUGUGGGAGGGAGGAAGGUGGUGGAGAUGUUCCUCAACGACUGGAUCUCCAUCAACCAGCUCUACCAGUGUGUCCUGGUGUUCUCACGAUCACUAGCAGAGAUGCCGUCCUACCUGAGUCUGUUUAGUGAGAUCCGGCUGUAUAACUACCGCAAACUGGUUCUGUGUUACGGCAGCACCAAGGGCAGCUCAGUGACCAUCCAGUGGAACAGUAGCAGCCAGAGGUUCCAUCUCUCUCUAGGAACAGUAGGCCCUAACUCAGGCUGUAGUAACUGUCACAACAUUAUACUGCAUCAACUACAGGAGAUGUUCAACAAGACCCCUACUGUGGUCCCGCUUCUACAGGUGCUGUCAGAUACCCAGGCCCCUCUGAAUGCCAUCAACAAGCUGCCCACGGUGCCCAUGCUGGGGCUGACCCAGCGCACUAACACGGCCUAUCAGUGUUUCUCCAUCCUUCCCCAGUCAGCCACACACAUCCGCCUGGCCUUCCGCAACAUGUACUGCAUCGACAUCUACUGCCGCAGCCGCGGGGUGGUGGCCAUAAGAGACGGGGCCUACAGCCUCUUCGACAACACCAAGAUCGUGGAGGGCUUCUACCCCGCCCCAGGGCUCAAGACGUUCCUCAACAUGUUUGUUGACAGUAACCAGGACGCUCGGCGACGCUCCGUCAAUGAAGACGACAACCCGCCCUCGCCGGUGGGAGGCGACAUGAUGGACACCUUUAUGAGCCAAUUACAGGCCCAGCAGCAACAACAGCCAAUGAGAGCGGGUCCUGGUGGAGUGUACCCUCCCUUAACCUCCCCUCCCACCCCUUACCAUCCCAACGUGCCCACACAGUCCCCAGGUGCUCUGGACCCCAGCUCCCCCUAUGCUAUGGUAUCUCCCAACCAGAGGGGCCAGUGGCCAGGCUCUCCCCAAGUCUCAGGGCCCUCUCCUGGGGCUCGCAUCCACGGCAUGUCCCCUGGAAACCCCUCACUCCACUCUCCCAUCCCCGACGCCUCACACUCCCCGCGCGCCGGCUCCAGUGAGUACCACACACACACACCGCUCACCCUUUUUAAAAUCAUUUUUAUCUCCCUUUCCCUUCCUUUAUCCUCCCCCUCUCUUCCUUUUUCCUCUUCUUCCCCUUCUUCGUCCUCCUCUCUCAAGGUGGCCGGCCCACCAUUCAAGUACAACACGCUGAAUGCCUUCACCAAGCUGCUGGGCGCCCCCACCAACAUCCUCAGGGACUGUGUCCGCAUCAUGAAGCUUGAACUGUUCCCUGACCAGGCCACCCAGUUAAAGUGGAAUGUCCAGUUCUGUCUUACCAUCCCCCCCAGCGCCCCUCCCAUCGCACCCCCAGGAACCAUCGCUGUGGUGCUCAAGUCCAAAAUGCUCUUCUUCCUCCAGCUGACCCAGAGGCUGCCGCUGCCCCAGGAGCCGGUCAACAUCAUUGUUCCCAUCGUAUACGACAUGGCCACGGGCUUGACCCAGCAGGCUGACAUCCCCAGACAACACUCCUCCUCUGGGGCAGCAGCACUUAUGGUCUCCAACAUCCUCAAGAGGUUCAGCGAGCUGCACCCAGCACGACAGGGUGAGUGCACUAUCUUUGCCUCAGUUCACGAGCUCAUGGCCAACCUCAACCUGACCCCUGGUGGUCGUCAGUAGCAACCCCACCUCCCUAGUCGGAAAUGGAACCAGAACGGGAACACAACUGAAUAUGGUUCUAUUCUGGAACAGGGAAAGGUUCCUUUCUGGAGUCUAAUGAACUGGAGAUGACGUGCGCCCGCUGGAUUUCCUAAUGCAACAUAUAUCCUCUCUGCCUCAGCCAACCGACCUAAAACUGAUGUACAGUUAGUUUUUCUGUCAAAAAAGGGAGCAGAAUUAUGCAGAACCAUCACACAGUUUUUAGUCUUGAUAAAGAACACAUUCAUGACCCAAAUAAAGGAGUGUUUAUCUUGAAAAAGAGAAGUAUUCGUUGUCAGAAGAAAUUCCAAAAUAUGUAUUUUUUUCCUCCAGAUGCACUUCUUAUCAAAGGAUUCACAAAUUAAGAAUAUGGGUGUUUACCUAAAGAUGCACAUUGUUGUAAAUUUCAGCAUUAUAAAGAAUAGUAAUGACUUUUGCUAGAGCAUGAAUUCACAUUCGUUCCUUUUUAUAAUGGAAGAUAUCAAUACUGUUGUGGUACUGGGGCCGAAUUGUAUCUUAGUACACUAUUUAAAUGUAUUUUUCCCUUUUAUGAUGUCAAACCUAGUCCCUUCCUAGUUCAAACGGGUCACUUUGAACACUGUAAAACUGUGACAAACUUUAUAAGCCAGCUGUAUUGUAUGACUGCUUUUGAGUCCUGAAUGAAGAUCCAGUCUAUCUUUGAUUACUAUUUAAUAAACCAAUUUUUAAAAAUAA